CGUUGCUUUGUUUCUGCUGGAGAGAUAGAGGUGGCUGCAGACAGAGCUGACAGCACAACAGUGUAUUACCUGCUGUUUAAAGUAUUUAGGUUGAGUACAACUGUUUCCUAAUAAGUUAUGUUUAUUUUUGUUCGUUUUUUUUAACUGCAUUGAGUUCUGAAACAAAGAGUCCCUUUUUCUGUUUUAUUUAAGAACUCAGACAGACUGGAGCGCGAAAGUUACUCCUUGGAAAAGUAAAACGAGUCUGCUGUUUGUUUUCUUUCAUUAUCGCACUAGAAGUGCUGAUUUUAUAUGAACGGGAAUUCUUAAACAAAUAAUACAUUAAAAUCAAACAGGAUUCCGCUACUCGAGUCUCAAGCUAACAGUCAGUGAAGAUGGACGUCAGCGUCUCCGUGUCGUUCUUUCAAGACGAGCUCGCCUCUACCAUCGAGCACGCAGUGAAAGCGGCUGUAGACACCGUCUUGUGCCAAAUCACAAAAGUUGUCGGCGGCAAAUUCACUGAAUUCCGAAUGGAAAUGGCUGGAAAGGAGAAAGAGAAUGAAAGUCUGAAGCUGAGAUUGGAAAUAUCAGAGAGCGAGUUGAAAGCAGUGUGGGAAUGCAUGAACGCUGCAGAUGCAGACAUUAAACAACCUCUCAGAAACAUGAACCCCGACUGCAAUGAACAAGACUUUCAGAGGAACGAGAACCAGGGAUUAUUUCAAGAUCCAAAAGACAUCCGUUCUAUGCAUAAAUCUAAAGCAUAUGAAAUGUCAAGGAUGGAAGCAGUUUACACACAAGAGGAGCCCUUUGACCAGGAGUGGUGUGGAAGUCUAAAGCAGGUUACAGAGAUGACGUUUGUUAAAGAUGGAGAGGUCCCUCGACUGGAUUGUGUUCCUAUUAAAGAGGAAUUCAUAGAACAGGAAUGUGUCCCCAUCGCAGAGGAAGUUCCUGCUGAAAAUAAUGUCUGUACACUUGAGGAGAACAACAAGCUGGGAUCCAGCCUGUGUGAUGAUUGUCCACCUGCACGUGAACUGGGAUUUGGAGCUGCUAAAGGAAAUCUCACAGGAGGGACUCCAUUUCCCUGUGCUGAUUGUGGGAAGAGUUUCAAUUCUUUAUCACAGCUUAAAAUCCACCAGCGUGUUCACACAGGUGAUAAACCUUAUCACUGCUUUGAGUGUGGGAGGAGUUUCACGCAGUUACAAAAUCUUAAAAGACACCAGCGCAGUCACACAGGAGAGAAGCCUUAUCACUGCACUGUGUGUGGGAGGAGUUUCACACUAUUACAAAAUCUUAAAAUCCACCAGCGUGUUCACACAGGAGAGAAACCUUAUCACUGCAUUGAGUGUGGGAAGAGAUUCACAGUGUUACAAAAUCUUAAAAGACACCAGCGCAGUCACACAGGAGCGAAGCCUUAUCACUGUACUGAGUGUGGGAAGAGAUUCACACAGUUAGGACAUCUUCAGUCACACCAGCGCUUUCACACAGGAGAGAAACCUUAUCACUGUGCUACAUGUGAGAAGAGUUUCACAUAUUUAAUUUCCUUGAAAACCCACCAGCAAACUCACAAAAAAUAAAUCUAAUCAAUGUAGUGAAUGUCUGAAGAGUUUCAGCCACUUAUCAAACCUUAAGAGACACCAUAAAAUUCACAGAAGAGUGAAGUCCUACCCUGCACUGAAUGUAGGAAGAUGUUCAGUCAGUUACAGGGUCUUGAAGGACACGAGAAAAUUCACAGAAUUUCAGCCACUUGAGGACACCUGAACACCAGGAGUAGAUUUGACUAAAAUACAGUAUUUACUGAAAACAAAAGAAUAAACUUACUUGAUAAAUAGUGUUGCAUCACAUUAGUAAUCUUUGAAAUAGAUUGUAAUUGCAUCUGCAAAAUUCCACUUUUGUCUCAUUGUGGCAAAGUGGUAAUUAGUGCGCAGGUGCAGUAAUCCAGUGAUGCAGACAGACAACAAAGUACAGGUGAAAUGGUUUCUUUUUAUUAUAAUCCAAUGGGCUGAUGACCAGGCAGUGUGGAGUAGUGGGCAGGGCUCUGGACUCUUGACCAGAGGGUCAUGGGUUCAAUCCCAGGUCGGGGACACUGCUGCUGUACCCUUGAGCAAGGUACUUUACCUAGAUUGCUCCAGUAAAAACCCAACUGUAUAAAUGGGCAAUUGUAUGUAAAACUAAUGCGAUAUCUUGUAACAAUUGUAAGUCGCCCUGGAUAAGGGCAUCUACUAAGAAACAAAUAAUAAUCAUUAAACACCUUGAGAACUGCAGUUUGUGUGCUGUGUUUCAAAUGGAUUCCAGGCUCAUGAGCUGCUAUGAUAUUAGUCUGUUUUAAGAAUCUCUUUAGCUGUUGUUUACUAAACUCUCAAAUAAUGUGGCAAUAACUAAGUACAAAUAUAGGUCUGCAAUUGUUGGAGUUCGAACGGUCACCUUUAAAAUAGGGACAACGUGCAGAUUUCCAAAUUGAUGGAAUUGUAUUUGAAAUAAGAGAUUAUGUAGAUCGGCUCAUGGUUGUGCAAUAAUCCAUGCUGCUACCUUUAAAAAUAUGGGUUAAUUCGUAAACUCUGGCAGUAGUGUGUUUCUCUGUAUAAUUGUACCUGUGUGUUAAUAAUAAAACCUGAUUACUGUGAUUUGAAA
Molecule: messenger RNA, 2607 nt
Organism: Acipenser ruthenus (sterlet)
Lineage: Eukaryota; Metazoa; Chordata; Actinopteri; Acipenseriformes; Acipenseridae
Product: zinc finger and SCAN domain-containing protein 2-like
Exons: 3
Coding region: 375-1553 (392 amino acids)
Biological process (GO): regulation of transcription by RNA polymerase II; central nervous system development
Cellular component (GO): nucleus
Molecular function (GO): DNA-binding transcription factor activity, RNA polymerase II-specific; RNA polymerase II cis-regulatory region sequence-specific DNA binding
Source: RefSeq, a predicted model, not a curated record